CGGUGGAGACGUGGGUGGACGAACCUUCCCUAUUUAUCUUCCUCUUCACCGCGAUUACCCGCCGCCAGCCUCCGCCGCCUGGCCCCAGUGGACGGCUGUUAGUAGCAGUUUUCUGUCCGUUGGUUGUCGACGUGGUGGGUGAAGUAAGAGCGGCACGGAUCCCGAAGGAGAGGGGGGGUAUCCCCGAGCCGAACACCGAGCGUCGUCUUCCAGGCUAAAGCUAGCAGCAGCAGCCUAGCGGUUGGGGGUGGAUUCCUUACGUGUCGGCCCUCGGGAAGUGAACAGUAAAAGCGUCCGAGGAGGAUGUCUUGGAGCCAUGACAAGCGCAGGAGACCGGUGUGAUGGGGGAGAGCUCAUCGGAGGGGAAGACGUGUCGGCGGAAGAGUUUCUCUCAAAACGGUUUGACGUGUAAAAGUGGUUCAUGCUAAGCGGAGCUAGGCAGCUAGCUACACGGAUCGAGGAAGUUGAAUAGCCAGCUUGCUAGCUCGGCGACAAAUUUGUGGCUGGACACUCAAGCGUCAGAGUGAGUGAUUUACCCACACGACUGGUGGCUCGUGUCAUUCUUUUAUUUAAAAGUUGGAGUGUAGAUGUAAACGUAGCGAAUUGCCGCUUGAUUUUAACCCAAACGUGACGGUUAGCUUAGGAAGUCAGUGCCUGGUGUAAACAAAGGGUCCCGAGCUCCACCUGCUGUGUGCAGCGCUCCAGGUAGCCCCCGCAGAUCGGGUCUGGGACAUCGCUGUCUGUCCGUUGGUCAGUGAGACGAACUCGCAGACAUGGAUUUAAAGACGGCGGUGUUUAACGCAGCCAGGGACGGUAAGCUCCGGCUGCUCCAGAAACUCUUGGAGAACAAAGAUGGACACGAGGUGACAAAGUUGAUGGGCGAGAAGACGAACGGGGCCACGCCGCUCCUGAUGGCCUCCCGCUACGGCCACCUGGACCUGGUGGAGUACCUGCUGGAGUGCUGCUGCGCUCCCGUGGAGGCCGGCGGCUCCGUGAACUUUGACGGGGAGACAAUCGAGGGGGCCCCGCCGCUCUGGGCUGCCUCGGCGGCCGGUCACCUGAAGGUUGUCCAGUCCCUGCUGGGCCACGGGGCUUCUGUAAACAGCACCACCCUGACCAACUCCACACCCCUGAGGGCAGCCUGCUUCGACGGUCACCUGGACAUUGUGAAGUACCUGGUGGAGCACAAAGCCGACCUGGAAGUAGCCAACAGACACGGCCACACGUGUCUCAUGAUCUCCUGCUACAAGGGCCACUGGGAGAUAGCGCAGUACCUGCUGGAGAAAGGCGCAGAUGUCAACAGGAAAAGUGUAAAAGGCAACACAGCACUUCAUGACUGUGCAGAGUCGGGCAGUUUAGAGAUCAUGCAGAUGUUGCUUCAGUUUGGAGCUUCUAUGGAGCAGGAUGGCUAUGGCAUGACACCCCUUCUAUCCGCCAGCGUCACAGGCCACACUAACAUCGUAGACUACCUGACAACGCAUCACCAGACAAGGCACACGGAACGAAUUGACGCCCUGGAGCUCUUGGGAGCCACAUUUGUGGACAAAAAGAGAGAUCUGCUUGGAGCUUUGAAAUACUGGAAGCGAGCCAUGGACCUCAGGUGCAUGGACAGUAACAUCAUUGUCCAUAAACCAGAACCCAAGCAGCUGAUCAUGGCGUACGACUAUGCCAGGGAGGUCACUAAUGGAGAAGAGCUGGACGGGCUGAUAUCUGACCCGGAUGAGAUGCGAAUGCAGGCUCUGCUCAUCCGUGAGAGAAUCCUCGGCCCACAACAUCCAGACACAUCCUACUACAUCCGUUACAGAGGCGCUGUCUACGCUGACUCUGGGAACUUUGAGCGCUGCAUCAAUCUGUGGAAAUAUGCGCUGGACAUGCAGCAGAGCAACCUGGACCCCCUCAGCCCCAUGACGGCCUCCAGCCUUCUGUCCUUUGCUGAGCUCUUCUCCUUCAUGCUACAGGACAGAGCCAAGGGGCUGCUGGGGACUUCAGUGUCAUUCGAGGACUUAAUGGGGAUCCUGUCCAAGAGUGUGUUGGAAAUUGAGCGGGCAGUGAGACAAAAUGGACCGAUGCCUCCUGACCCUGCCCAGCUCAGCAAGGCCCUGUCAAUCAUCCUGCACCUCAUUUGUCUUUUGGAGAAGGUGCCUUGUAGUGCGGAGCAGGACCACUUCAAGAAGGAAACCAUCUAUAAAUUCCUGAAGCUCCAGCCAUGUGGUAAGAACGGCUACAGUCCACUUCACCUGGCCGUCGACCGCAACACCACCUGCGUGGGCCGCUACCCCGUCUGCAAGUUCCCCUCCCUCACUGUCGCCUCCAUCCUUCUCGAGUGCGGGGCUGAUGUUAACAGCCGAGAUGAGGAUGACAACAGCCCCCUUCACAUAGCUGCAUCCAAUGGUCACCCCGACAUCAUGAACCUGCUCAUUUCCUGCGGGACUCACUUCGACAGCACCAACGCCUUCCAGCAAACGGCCUGUGACCUCCUGGACGAAAAGGAGCUGGCCAGGAAUGUCAUCCAGCCCAUAAACCACACCACGCUGCAGUGCCUAGCCGCCAGGGCCAUUGUCAAGCACGGCCUUGUCUACCGGGGAAACAUCCCAGAGAAACUAGAGGCCUUCGUCUUGCUCCACAGAUAAUGAUCGUGAAAGGGGUGGGGGGGUGAAAAGAAGAGGAGCUGUGGUAACAUCGAGUGGAAAGGACGAAACGGCCGAGCAUUACGGUUCAACACCUGAUCCACUCUCUGUUCAAGGAGCUGAACAAUUUCAUUUAGUAGGUUAAGGCCUUGGGAGAGUAUGAACUUCAUCGUCUCUGUGCACAAAGACGUCCUCAUUCAACUGGGACGAUCUUUAAAAAAAAAAAAAAAAACGUUUAGCGUAAACGGAAGGAGUGAGUGACGCUUUCCUCCAUUGCUGUUUCAUGGAACCCCAGCUCUGACCGGCCACAGCCUGAUCUGUGGAGAUGUGUUAGGAUUGGAUUGGAUUGAACUGAGCAAAGGGUUUAUGUAUUUUUGCUUUAUAAAACAUGGAUUUUUUUUUUUUUUGCAUAUUCCACAAUGCUAUUUAUUGAAUGAAACUUGAGAGAUUUUUCUCCAUGCUGGCUCUAAACCCAGCCUCAACUUUGCCUGAUUCUCUUAUCAAAGCAAGAUUGAGGCGUUUCUUCAUAUGCUGGGACUUCAGGUUAUAUACAUUUUUUUUUUUGUUUUGUUGGUUUGUCCCAUCACUGUUGCCAACAGUCAUGGACCUUCCCUCAGUCAUCAUUGGGUUUAAAAUUUUUCAUUUUUUUGUACUUAUGUCAUCUGCAAAUCUGGUAAUGCCAAGAUGGGUUGUGGAUUCUGGACUUGUUGUUCCCACCUCAGUGUAUUAAAAAAAAGCUUUACAAGAAGGGUUAAUGUGUCUGUGUGAACACCGUAAGUGCUUUAUUCUUCCUAUGCACAGGCUAGGCUGUUGGAAAGAGAGACUGUUGUAUUCUGUGCCGGCACUUGUCUGUGCAAUAUCUCUCAUGAGUUUUUGUGUUUACCUCAUUGCUGCCGUUUCCUUCAGUAUCUCUCGCUUACUUCAGUGGCGGGGGAUACAAAACCAUUGAACUGAUUGUUGAAGAGCGAAUGAUUUUGUGUGUGACUGGGAGUGCCACAAGGCAUGCUUCUUGUAUGUGGAGUGUUUUUGAGCUCACAAAAGUUAUUGAGGACAAGAGUUUGGUGAAGUGGCACUCAUGGAGAUUCCAUAAUGCACGACUGCCACUAGACACCACUGCGGCCAAAAUAACUGUCUACAACCCUCUGAAAGUGUGCAGGCCUGUACAAAGACGUGACCUUCGUUCAUACAUGGCCGACCUUUUUUUUUUUAAUUGCCAUCAUUCUUUUAAUCAAAAAGGAAAAAUAUCUGGGUAAAUUACCAACUUUGCCCACUGCAUGUGCAGCAGCAACAUUAUCGACAACCAACCAUUGCAGAAAAACCUUUCACGAGAACUCUUAGACGCCGACCUCGACUAGAGCAAGGCCUGUUCUGCUUUUGUACAACUGUCGUCCAAUUGUAUGAGACGUGAAGACAUGGACGAGUGGGAGGAUGUGUCCACGUACAGAAUAGUAAAGCUUUGUGAAUUAUCAUGUUUGCACAUUAGCUGUAGAUGUGUGGGAUGAGAGGAAAAAAGGGCUUUUCAUAACAUGUAGGAUUUCAUAUUGCAGUUUAUUUAACCUGACAGUUUAAAACCGGAUAUAGAAAAUGUAAGGACUCCCAGGGCAACUUGAUUUGAAUCUGCACUUUACUACAGCGGAGUUUAAGAUUUGAUAUGGCAUUAAUCAAGUUCAUAACCAAUUUGACAAUAAACCCAUGUUGCACUUGU
Molecule: messenger RNA, 4332 nt
Organism: Platichthys flesus (European flounder)
Lineage: Eukaryota; Metazoa; Chordata; Actinopteri; Pleuronectiformes; Pleuronectidae
Gene: fem1c
Product: fem-1 homolog c
Exons: 6
Coding region: 774-2630 (618 amino acids)
Molecular function (GO): protein binding
Source: RefSeq, a predicted model, not a curated record